ACUGAUCUGUCAGCGAGACGCUUGACUUAUUUGUCAAUCCUAAUUGUACAAAAGCUUAAAAAAUGGACUAUUUGGAUCUGGACUCAUUUCGCUCCAGAUAUAGCGACAUAACGGUAACUGCCGUGCCCGCCAAGCGACAGAAGACGGACGGACAAGAUGAGCCGCCAGAAGUAUGGGAAGCAGCUGGGUCCUCGGAGAAAACGCCGGCAGCACGCGUGGAAAUCAUUCCCAUAACACUACCGAAUGGCGCUGCUCCAACCGAGCAGUGCAGCAAGCCAAUGCAGCAGCAGCAGCAGCAUCAACAAAAACAACAACAGCAACAGUUCACACAGGAUGCCGUGGCCUACUCCAAUGAGUACCAGCAGGUGCUGGCCAAACUGGAGUACACCAAGUACGUGCAGGCACAGCUGCAACUAAUGUCUAGCAACAAUGCGCUGGGCGCAUGCGCAUUUGGCGAACUGCUCUAUGGUUUGCCUGGCUCCAAUAUGCAACUACCCAGCGCCGAAUCGAAUGGCACGACCAACAUUGUGGACACCUAUGACAAUCUGCUGGCCGUCAUUGGGGAAAUGCAAAGCAAUUUGGGGCCUACGGCGAUUGGUUUGCGUGCGCCAAAGGAGCGACUCUUACGUGAUAUUGCCCAUGCACGUGUCCUGGUGCGCGAGUGCAUUCUGAUGCUGAUGCGCGACCAUCAGCAGCAGCAGCAGUCGUGUGAGGAGUGACGUCAGCACUUGACGUGUUAAUUGCACGACUUGGCUUUCAAUGAAGCGC
Drosophila novamexicana is the source of this 768-nucleotide messenger RNA. RefSeq lists its product as uncharacterized. Lineage: Eukaryota; Metazoa; Arthropoda; Insecta; Diptera; Drosophilidae. The record is from RefSeq and is a predicted model, not a curated record. Bases 63 to 719 code for a protein of 218 amino acids. The transcript has a single exon. Gene Ontology annotation, cellular component: nucleus; cytoplasm.